Thermochaetoides thermophila DSM 1495 is the source of this 444-nucleotide messenger RNA. RefSeq lists its product as uncharacterized. The transcript is spliced from 3 exons. Bases 1 to 444 code for a protein of 147 amino acids. The record is from RefSeq and is a predicted model, not a curated record. Lineage: Eukaryota; Fungi; Ascomycota; Sordariomycetes; Sordariales; Chaetomiaceae.
AUGAGUGUGGCUGCCACGACAGCCACUCCUCAAAUCGAAGAUGAUCUCCCUCCGGUUGUCUCUGACCUUGACAUCACGCUCACCAAGCCUCUCUACCCGCAGGUGGUGGUUACUCGUCCGCAUGCUCGUGAGCAUCAUCGACCUCUGGCACCGUCUGGAGCCCGCUCGCCAUCUGUCGCCUCUAUAGAUGAUGAGCCCAGCACUGAUGUCAUGUCGCACUUGCAGUUCAUUUGGUUCGUUCAUCCCGCUACAACUGGCCGCGAUCAAGAUGCCGUGAGCGCGCAGCUGAAGGCCGCUGCUGCCGCUGAGUGUGAGGGCCUGGAGCAGCAGGAUGGUGAGGGAGCAGGGGGAGUUAGGAGUACCGCGACACCGCCUUCGACUGAGGAGGCGGAGGCGUUGGCUGCCGUGGUUGAGAAGGAUGUGAAGAAGAGGUCUCUGGAGUGA